Molecule: messenger RNA, 2940 nt
Organism: Knipowitschia caucasica
Lineage: Eukaryota; Metazoa; Chordata; Actinopteri; Gobiiformes; Gobiidae
Source: the annotation of a GenBank genome assembly
AUGCAUUACUGGACACCUCCUCAACAUCAGCACCUCCUCCACAUCAGCACCUCCUCCACAUCAGAACCUCCUCAACAUAAGCCCACCUCCUCCUCCUCCACAUCAGCACCUCCUCCUCAACAUCAGCACCUCCUCCUCCACAUCAGCACCUCCUCCACAUCAGCACCUCCUCCACAUCAGCACCUCCUCCUCCAUAUCAGCACCUCCUCCUCAACAUCAGCACCUCCUCCACAUCAGCACCUCCUCCUCCACAUCAGCACCUCCUCCUCCACAUCAGAACCUCCUCCACAUCAGCACCUCCUCCACAUCAGCACCUCCUCCUCCAUAUCAGCACCUCCUCCUCAACAUCAGCACCUCCUCCACAUCAGCACCUCCUCCUCCACAUCAGAACCUCCUCCACAUCAGCUCCUCCUCCACAUCAGAACCUCCUCCACAUCAGCACCUCCUCCACAUCAGCACCUCCUCCUCCACAUCAGCACCUCCUCCACAUCAGCACCUCCUCCUCCAUAUCAGCACCUCCUCCAUAUCAGCACCUCCUCCUCCACAUCAGAACCUCCUCCACAUCAGCACCUCCUCCUCAACAUCAGCACCUCCUCCUCCACAUCAGCACCUCCUCCACAUCAGCACACCUCCUCCACAUCAGCACCUCCUCCUCCAUAUCAGCACCCCCUCCUCAACAUCAGCACCUCCUCCACAUCAGCACCUCCUCCUCCACAUCAGCACCUCCUCCUCAACAUCAGCACCUCCUCCUCCACAUCAGAACCUCCUCCACAUCAGCACCUCCUCCUCCACAUCAGCACCUCCUCCUCCACAUCAGAACCUCCUCCACAUCAGCACCUCCUCCACAUCAGCACCUCCUCCUCCAUAUCAGCACCUCCUCCACAUCAGCACCUCCUCCUCCACAUCAGCACCUCCUCCUCCACAUCAGCACCUCCUCCACAUCAGCACCUCCUCCUCCAUAUCAGCACCUCCUCCUCAACAUCAGCACCUCCUCCUCCAUAUCAGAACCUCCUCCACAUCAGCACCUCCUCCACAUCAGCACCUCCUCCUCCAUAUCAGCACCUCCUCCACAUCAGCACCUCCUCCUCCACAUCAGCACCUCCUCCACAUCAGCACCUCCUCCUCCACAUCAGAACCUCCUCCACAUCAGCACCUCCUCCACAUCAGCACCUCCUCCUCCAUAUCAGCACCUCCUCCACAUCAGCACCUCCUCCACAUCAGCACCUCCUCCUCCACAUCAGCACCUCCUCCACAUCAGCACCUCCUCCUCCACAUCAGCACCUCCUCCACAUCAGCACCUCCUCCUCCAUAUCAGCACCUCCUCCUCAACAUCAGCACCUCCUCCACAUCAGCACCUCCUCCUCAACAUCAGCACCUCCUCCUCCACAUCAGAACCUCCUCCACAUCAGCACCUCCUCCACAUCAGCACCUCCUCCUCCAUAUCAGCACCUCCUCCACAUCAGCACCUCCUCCUCCAUAUCAGCACCUCCUCCUCCACAUCAGCACCUCCUCCUCAACAUCAGCACCUCCUCCUCCACAUCAGAACCUCCUCCACAUCAGCACCUCCUCCACAUCAGCAUCUCCUCCUCCAUAUCAGCACCUCCUCCACAUCAGCACCUCCUCCUCCACAUCAGCACCUCCUCCACAUCAGCACCUCCUCCUCCACAUCAGCACCUCCUCCUCCACAUCAGAACCUCCUCCACAUCAGCACCUCCUCCUCCAUAUCAGCACCUCCUCCACAUCAGCACCUCCUCCUCCACAUCAGCACCUCCUCCACAUCAGCACCUCCUCCUCCACAUCAGCACCUCCUCCUCCAUAUCAGCACCUCCUCCUCAACAUCAGCACCUCCUCCACAUCAGCACCUCCUCCUCAACAUCAGCACCUCCUCCUCCACAUCAGAACCUCCUCCACAUCAGCACCUCCUCCUCCAUAUCAGCACCUCCUCCACAUCAGCACCUCCUCCUCCAUAUCAGCACCUCCUCCUCCACAUCAGCACCUCCUCCUCAACAUCAGCACCUCCUCCUCCACAUCAGAACCUCCUCCACAUCAGCACCUCCUCCACAUCAGCAUCUCCUCCUCCAUAUCAGCACCUCCUCCACAUCAGCACCUCCUCCUCCAUAUCAGCACCUCCUCCUCAACAUCAGCACCUCCUCCACAUCAGCACCUCCUCCUCCACAUCAGCACCUCCUCCUCAACAUCAGCACCUCCUCCACAUCAGCACCUCCUCCACAUCAGCACCUCCUCCUCAACAUCAGCACCUCCUCCACAUCAGCACACCUCCUCCACAUCAGCACCUCCUCCACAUCAGCACCUCCUCCACAUCAGCACCUCCUCCUCAACAUCAGCACCUCCUCCACAUCAGCACCUCCUCCUCCACAUCAGCACCUCCUCCACAUCAGCACCUCAUCCUCCACAUCAGCACCUCCUCCUCAACAUCAGCACCUCCUCCACAUCAGCACCUCCUCCUCCACAUCAGCACCUCCUCCUCCACAUCAGCACCUCCUCCUCAACAUCAGCACCUCCUCCACAUCAGCACCUCCUCCAUAUCAGCACCUCCUCCUCCACAUCAGCACCUCCUCCUCCACAUCAGCACCUCCUCCUCCACAUCAGCACCUCCUCCACAUCAGCACCUCCUCCUCCAUAUCAGCACCUCCUCCUCCACAUCAGCACCUCCUCAACAUCAGCACCUCCUCCACAUCAGCACCUCCUCCUCCACAUCAGCACCUCCUCCACAUCAGCACCUCAUCCUCCACAUCAGCACCUCCUCCUCCACAUCAGCACCUCCUCCUCCACAUCAGCACCUCCUCCACAUCAGUCCACCUCCUCCUCCACCUCAGCACACCUCCUCCUCCCUUUAGCUCCUGGCGCCUCCUGCUUGCCUCGUCACCACGGGAACGCUCUGCUCCCCAGCCCUGGAACGCUCUUUCAGUCAGUCUGUGA